This is a messenger RNA of Condylostylus longicornis, 4908 nucleotides long. RefSeq names its product glycogen debranching enzyme-like. The record is from RefSeq and is a predicted model, not a curated record. Gene Ontology annotation, biological process: glycogen catabolic process. The coding region runs from base 1 to 4908 and encodes 1635 amino acids. The transcript has 8 exons. Gene Ontology annotation, molecular function: amylo-alpha-1,6-glucosidase activity; 4-alpha-glucanotransferase activity. NCBI's taxonomy places the organism in Eukaryota, Metazoa, Arthropoda, Insecta, Diptera, Dolichopodidae.
AUGGGAGAAACUUCUAUACCGCCAACAACGUGGGGAGUUGAUGUGGACGCAAUAGGUGCAUUUUCCCCGUCCGCUUUUCCUCAGCGCGAAGGAAAUUAUAGAAUUGUUGUUCGCGACACGCUCGUCAUCAACGUUCCGGCUGGGAGUCUUGUCAAUCAGGAUGAGGUGCGACUUCUCGUCAUUGAUGGUGUUGGUGAAGAGUCGUCUCUCGUUGGGACUCCUGAUUGUUUGGGAAACUUGCGCUUCGAAUGGGUCGCCGUUUCCGCAGGUCCGUGCUCGUUCCGGUUCGAGUAUCACCCGUACGCCGCAUCCUCUUCUGUCGUUCCGCCAACGCGGAAACGGACCGAGUCAGACCUCGUUCUGCGACGCCAAGGAUCCACUGUCGAUAACGCGGGUGUUCGUUAUGGCGUUGUAAACAAAGUCAUCGUUGCUCCACGCAUUAUCAUCAAUGGAAAGAUGCUCCCAGUCGAUGCGUUGUCGAUGCAGACUGUUGUUUCACGAUGUCUCGGCCCCCUUGACACAUGGACCAAUCGCCUGCAACGGACAUCUGCGGAUCUUCAUUACAAUGUCAUUCAUUUCACUCCAGUUCAAGUGACGGGAGAAUCGGGCAGCUGUUACUCUCUUGCUGAUCAACUUGAAAUUAGUCCAGAGUUGCUUCCUGCUGGUUCAACGAGUCGAGGUUGGGAGUUGCUUAAAUCGGUUGUUGAGGAGUUAGAAACGCGCUACGGUCUGAUGUCCACAUCGGAUAUUGUGUUAAACCAUACGGCGAACAACACGCACUGGAUACCGCAUCACCCUGAAUGCGGCUACAACGAAAGAAAUUCACCUCACUUGAAAGCAGCAAUCGAAUUGGACGACGCUCUACAGCAGUUCUCGUUUCAAGUUUCUGAAGGAAGAUUUAGAGGAAGCGGAUUACCCGAACGAAUUGAGGACGAGAGCUGCUUGAAAGUCCUUCGCCGUUUGGUACGUGAUCGUGUUCUCAAUCCGUUCCGGUUAAACGAGUGGUUUGAGAUUGACUUCGAAGCUUCGUUGAUGGCGUUCCGGAACUCAAGUUGCAAACACGUGGACAGUGGAAAGUCUGAUAACGAACUAAUCGAUCUUUUGUACGAAGAAUGUUUGAAGACAGUCGGUGUAGCCCGACACACAGGAGUCUGUCCCAAUGGGGAUGUGACGAGUCGUAUGUGCCGCAGUGAUACCCACCUGAGAUCGCUGCUCUCUCAAGUCCAAGCGGGUUUGAACCGCCGAGCUUGUGAAGUUCAACACACAAUUUUGAAUGCCAUUGAAGGAUUUGUCCGCUGGGAGCGCGUUCAAUGCAACAAGGGUCCUGUUGGUAAAACGCACUGGGACGGAUUGGUGCCUCGCUAUUUCACUCCGAUCGUGACAAAGGGUGGUGAGACUCUUCAUCUUGCUAAUAACGGCUGGGUAAUGGAUUGGGACGCUGAGAAGGAUUUUGCUGCCCCGGGAUCUCUGGUUUACUUGAGCCGGUCUCUCGUUGCGUGGUCGGACUGUAUCAAACUUCGUUAUGGCGAUUGUCCCGAUGAUUGUCCGUUUCUUUGGGAUUUGAUGAAGAAUUAUUGUUCAAAUACAGCAAAAAUAUUCAAGGGAAUACGAUUGGACAAUUGCCAUUCCACUCCUUUACAUGUUGCUAAAUAUUGUCUCGCUGAAAGUCGCAAAGUGAAUCCGAAUUUAUGGGUCUACGCUGAACUAUUCACAGGAAAACGGGAAACAGAUUUAGUCUUUGAACGCGAAUUGGGACUCAAUGCUCUGAUUCGUGAAGCGAUGCAAUCCUACAACGGAAGUAAUCUAGCGUGGCACGUGAAGGAGUUUGGUGGACAGUGUCUUGGUGCGUUCGAUCCCAGGCCUUCGAUAUCCCGUUUAAUGGACUUUCCUGUUCCGCUUCUUCGAACUUCGUCGCCUUCCCUUUUCUUCGACUGUACGCACGACAACGAGACGCCACAACAGAAACGAACGGCCACCGAUGCGCUUCCGAACGCCGCAGCCGUUGCCGCCUCUGUUUCCGCAAUUGGCUCAUGUCGGGGUUACGACGAGCUUGUGCCACUUGUUCUCUCCGUCGUUACGGAGCGACGUUUGUACCACUCCUAUCAAGUGGACGACGCCUCUCUUCCUGCUGGUGGCGAUUCUGUCAACUUUGCAACGCAGGCUCGACUGAACACGUCACUUCAUCCGGACGCCUCUGUCGUUGUUGUCAAGGGGUCGUGGGACGAUUGGACAAACGAAAUUCCGCUGGUCCAUCGACAUGGCGUUUGGACGGGUGAUCUUCCAUCUCAUUACUAUCCCGAAUCAGUUAAAGGUUUCGUGAGUUACCAAUAUAAAUUUGUUGCUAACCGGGAAGAUUGGUUCUUUGACCCAGCUCUUCCACACUCGCGCAAUCAGAGCAAUCAUGUCAACAACAUCCUAUCGAUGGGAGUCAAUCCAGUGAAGCAGAUUCACCAAGCGAAAUUGAUCGAGCCACGUCAAUGGAACUCAAAGUCUCAUGGAUUACCCGGUAUCAUGGAGCCACGCAAGGUUCUUAAUCAACUUCAUCAUCGAUUAGCAAUCGAAGGAUUUAGUGAAGUUGCUGUCGAAUCAGCGCGGGGCGAUGAUAUUCUAAUCAUAACAAGGCACGACCCAUCAACCCAUCGCAUGUGUUACUUCUUCAUCUACACGGCAUUCAGCCCAGCUGUACUCGCAAAUCCACAAGAAGGCGGUGCAUUCGAAAUCAAGGGAUCUCUUGACGAGAUUGUGUUGGAAGCGCAGUUGAUUGUUCCUCAAGACGCGUUCUUCUUCGAUGAGACUCAUCAUAUCAACGGACUUCCUUCGCGUUGCCAAUUGUCUGCAUUUUCGAAAGAUCUCAAUUCAAAAUUGAACUUCUUUGAUUCCCGUUUCGAUGAGUGCACCGAUGUGACGCACAUCAACAUGAACAAGGGAUUCUGUCCAGGAAGUGUUUUUGUUCUAAUGACGAAAGGAUACCCCAAAAUACACGAAGCGACUGCUCAAUCGAUAAAAGAGAUGGGAAGCAUUUUAGAAGCUACUUCGGUAUCAACUAAAAUUUCGCGGCCUGAAGAACUCCAUGCGUUCAGUUAUCUGUUAUAUAGUUGUAAUAACGAAGAACGUGACCGUUCGAAAGGAAAGCGUGGUUGCUACGAAUUAGAAACGAUUGGCGCGUUGCCUUAUGCUGGAAUUGCAGGAAUCGUUUCUAUCUUGGAUGCUCUUCGCUGCUCUGAUGAAUAUGAUCAUCCACUGAUCAAAAAUAUCGUUGGAGGCGAUUGGUACUUUGAUUACGCUGCUGACCGUCUCGAUACAGACAGUGACGAAGCGUUUUCUGGUGGAACGGUAGUUGUUCUUCUCAAAGUGGCAUCUUGGUUACGAGAGGCUUCUGCUGACGCUUUGCGAUAUCUUCCACGAAAAAUACUUCCCGGAUAUCUCGAUUGGAUUUUUUCGUCGCUUUACAGUUGGGUAACGCAGCGCUUCAUUAGUGGAAUGCCCGAACCAUUACGUUCUUGUAACGACUUGUUCAUGCUCCGCUUGUCCCUUGCAACCCUUCAAUUCUAUGGAUACGUUCCGUCUUCGCCACUCAUUCAUGGAACGAAUCAUCCGUCACUUUGCGCUGGUCUCCCACACUUUGCGACCGAGUACAUGCGAAACUGGGGAAGGGACACAUUCAUUGCUCUCGAGGGAUGUCUCCUUUCAACGGGUCGAUACCAAGAAGCAAGGGAAGAGAUCUUGGGGUUCGCUCGUGUCAUGAGGCAUGGGUUGAUUCCAAAUUUACUGGAUGGUGGAAACAAUCCGCGUUUCAAUGCACGCGAUGCAACGUGGUUCUUUCUUCGUGCGAUUCAAACUUACUGCAACGUCGCACCUGAAGGCACGGAUUUCUUGUUGGCACCCAUCACAUUGAAGUAUUCAGAGACCCUUGGAGCUGAUACCUCUGUGGAAACCGUUGGUGGUUUAGUGCACUUUAUUUUGUCUCAACAUGCCAAAGGAAUCGAUUUUCGGGAAUGGAACGCAGGCCAUCAGAUAGACGCUUGUAUGAAGGAUGAGGGAUUCAAUAUUAAGAUUCAACUGGAUGAGACAAAUGGAAUUCUAUUUGGAGGAAAUCGGUGGAAUUGUGGGACAUGGAUGGACAAAAUGGGAAGCUCAUACGAAGCCAGCGAACCUUGGCGCGACUAUCAACUCAGACCGAAUUUCUGCGUUGCUUUGUCCGUCUCGCCGGAACUGUUGUCAAGAACCCAAGGACUUGCUGCGUUGGAAACAGCCUCUAACGCAUUGCUGUCAGCGAGGAAUGCGAUCGCGGUCGAACAGGCGCUGGAGGGAUUCAGGGGACACUUCGAUUCCAAUGACGCGUCGGAACUUCUUCGUCUGAUUCCUCAACAAGAUCAAGAUGAGGCACUUCUUUUUACAAGUCAAUUGGGUAUGAAAACGUUGGAUCCAUCGGAUUACAAUUAUCGUCCGGAUUACAACAAUGAUGAUCGAUCACUCGAUGCUAGUGUAGCGCACGGUUUUAAUUACCACAACGGACCCGAAUGGGUUUGGCCCUUGGGACAUUUCCUGAACGCUUUGUUCACGUACCAGAAUCAAUCAGAAUCAGAGGAAGAUCAACCGGAAGAUUUUCGUCUUCAAAGGGCGCGAUUUCAUACGAUGCAGUAUCUGCUGCUCCAUCGACGUCAUAUCGCAACUGAUAAAUGGCUCUCUCUCCCAGAAUUAACAAAUCAUAACGCACGGUUUUGUUCUCAUUCAUGUCAUGCGCAAGCGUGGUCUAUAGGAACGAUUUUGGCUUUCCUAUCUAACGUCGCUGCAGCAUCAUCCCAGUUACAAAACGGUGCGGAAACAUUAACUAGAGCUUCAGAGAGCACACCAAUGAUCGAGAUUCAAACUGUUCCAAAAAAGAGCAAACGCUCCAAAAAUAGAUAG